AUGCAAUCCCGUCCUUACGAUCAACUGGAGUAUCAGGAAAUAGUGGAGAGAAGACGCAUCCUGGAAGAACAUGAAAACGGAACACAUGUCUUACCUGUUGAAACAAACUUGGACAGACUGACAAGCGAGAACGUGAAAAAGAGAUGGGACGAGCAAGGCAUCUGGCCGUGGGAUGGGACAGCGUCCGACGGAAUAUGGAAGCAUGAAAGGUCGCCGGAGCCCGACACGGAUGUGGACACCGACGAGGCAUCUCCAGCUGCCAUUUUCUCUUUUGGACCGAGUAAGCCCAACCCAAAACGGAGACAGGUCAAAAGUGAUCAAGAGAAACAACAAGACAUGGAGCGACGAGCAACACGAGAGCGCCAACGGCAGGCAUCACGACCCUUCUUCCAAUUCAUCUACCAAGUGUCACAAGAAAGAGAUCGAAUCCACCGAGGAGAUGCCAGCAACCCAAUGCCCGUGGACAUCAAUACCACAGCCUAUCAGAAUGUGAGGGACAUCUGGGUGAAACGGCACAUUUGGGACAAAAGAUGGGGGAUCAUGCCUGGAAUGACCUGGAAGCAUGAACACCCCUGGGAGGAACUCCUGGAGGAAGACACCGGCCGUUCUCCUGCUGAAAUGUACACGUUUGUGACUCAGAGCCCUGAAGCAACCCCUCCAAGACAAGUCUUGAAUACCCCUCCUUCAGUAGGCCCGGACCAGCCACAGCCACAAGUCUUCAACUUGAUGGACACGUCUCUGGAUCAACAAGCUGCGAACAUUGAAGACGCCGCAUCUCAACCUAUCCCAAGCGUGUCUCUUGGACCAGUACAUUCAUCAAAGGUCUCGAAACCCACCGCCAAAAAGAGGUCUGGGCUUCGCCGACCCAAGGUGAUGACAGAAGCCUCUUUGGGUAAUCCGCCGCCAGUAUCUGCGUCGAAUACUCCUGCCACACCACAACGCAGAAGCGAACGAUUGCGCAAGCUACGGUCGACGUAG
Messenger RNA from Capronia coronata CBS 617.96, 978 nucleotides. RefSeq lists its product as uncharacterized. The transcript has a single exon. NCBI's taxonomy places the organism in Eukaryota, Fungi, Ascomycota, Eurotiomycetes, Chaetothyriales, Herpotrichiellaceae. The record is from RefSeq and is a predicted model, not a curated record. Bases 1 to 978 code for a protein of 325 amino acids.